ACCAGCAUGGAGGGACCCUGGGUAGGCACCUGGAGACCUCAUCCGCGACGGGGUCCAAUCCUUGCAGAGUUCAGCACCCCGGGUCCCAAGUACUGGCUCCCUGGGACAACAGGCCACACGGCUCAUGAUCCCACCAGAGAAAGAGCCCCAGCAUACUCAUUUCGAGGGACCAAAUAUCCCGCCGCAGCUGGCUGCUCCCCAGGUCCUCGGUACUUCAUCCAUUCGUCCAUCACCAAGACUGGGAAGCAUGUGGCUCCAUCGGCACAUGUGACAGCACGUCCCAAGACCAAGAUUCUGGUCACCCCUGGACCCAGUGACUACACCACGGAUCCUGCCAACAAACAUGUCUACAGUUCUGCACCGGCAAGUAGCAUGAAGUUCCGACCCAAGGACUUAAAAGGUUUCCGAACGCCAGGUCCUGGCACUUACACCCUGCCCAGGGUACUGGGACCCCAAACAGUGUACACCCAUGCUGAACCUUGCUACUCCAUGAAGUGGAAGAGUCUGUAUCAGAGCUGUUUUCAAGACCUGGCAAAGACGCCAGGACCUGCGGCAUUUGCCAACGUGGAAAUGGAUGUCUACAAAAGAGCUGCUCCCAAAUACUCAAUGGGACUAAGAACCAAACUUGCUGGCACGGGUAUGCUCCCAGGUCCAGCAGACUACUUCCCAGGAAAGUUGUCACUGACCAAGGCCCGGGACCCUGCUUUCUCUUUUGGACUCCGACAUUCUCUCUACAAAGCUUCUUUAAUACCUGAAACACAUCUUGAUUAA
Molecule: messenger RNA, 771 nt
Organism: Hirundo rustica (Barn swallow)
Lineage: Eukaryota; Metazoa; Chordata; Aves; Passeriformes; Hirundinidae
Product: outer dense fiber protein 3-like
Exons: 6
Coding region: 7-771 (254 amino acids)
Cellular component (GO): cytoskeleton
Source: RefSeq, a predicted model, not a curated record